Symphalangus syndactylus (siamang) is the source of this 7178-nucleotide messenger RNA. RefSeq names its product mitogen-activated protein kinase binding protein 1 (gene MAPKBP1). Gene Ontology annotation, molecular function: protein binding. Lineage: Eukaryota; Metazoa; Chordata; Mammalia; Primates; Hylobatidae. The record is from RefSeq and is a predicted model, not a curated record. Gene Ontology annotation, biological process: positive regulation of JNK cascade; negative regulation of canonical NF-kappaB signal transduction. Gene Ontology annotation, cellular component: cytoplasm.
GCCGAUCGUGCCACCAUAGCUCCUGCUGCUGCCCAUACCGCUGCCGCUACCGCGGCGGAGCUGAAAUUGCCGAACGCGAUGCCCGAGGGCGCUGUGAGCGGUGUGGCCCUCGCUCGCCGAGGCUGGUCAGUGAGAGGGCAUACUGGGAAGCCCUGUGAAGUGGAAAGACAGUGCCGCUGUUGAGACAAGACCCAGGACUGGGCCGGGGACUGUCCCAAAGGGUUUCUCGUCGUAAUGGCUGUGGAAGGGUCAACCAUUACCAGCCGGAUCAAGAAUCUGUUGAGAUCUCCAUCCAUCAAACUGCGCAGGAGUAAGGCAGGAAACCGACGAGAGGACCUCAGCUCCAAGGUGACCUUGGAGAAGGUGCUGGGAAUUACAGUGUCUGGAGGCAGAGGACUUGCCUGUGACCCCCGAUCAGGUUUAGUUGCCUACCCAGCAGGGUGUGUGGUUGUGUUGUUCAAUCCCCGGAAACACAAACAGCACCACAUCCUCAACAGUUCCAGGAAAACCAUCACUGCCCUUGCCUUCUCCCCUGAUGGCAAGUAUUUGGUCACUGGAGAGAGUGGGCACAUGCCUGCCGUGCGGGUUUGGGACGUGGCAGAGCGCAGCCAGGUGGCCGAGCUGCAGGAGCACAAGUAUGGUGUGGCUUGUGUGGCCUUCUCUCCUAGCGCCAAGUACAUUGUCUCUGUGGGCUAUCAGCAUGACAUGAUCGUCAAUGUGUGGGCCUGGAAGAAAAACAUUGUGGUGGCCUCCAACAAGGUGUCCAGUCGGGUGACAGCAGUGUCCUUCUCUGAGGAUUGCAGCUACUUUGUCACUGCAGGCAACCGGCACAUCAAAUUCUGGUAUCUUGAUGACAGCAAGACCUCAAAGGUGAAUGCCACUGUGCCCUUGCUGGGCCGCUCAGGGCUGCUGGGAGAGCUACGGAACAACCUAUUCACUGAUGUGGCCUGUGGCAGAGGAAAGAAGGCGGACAGUACCUUCUGCAUUACGUCCUCAGGGCUGCUGUGCGAGUUCAGUGAUCGAAGGCUUUUGGACAAGUGGGUGGAGCUGAGGAACAUAGACAGCUUCACAACCACAGUGGCCCACUGCAUCUCUGUGAGCCAAGACUACAUCUUCUGUGGCUGUGCUGAUGGCACCGUGCGCCUUUUCAACCCCUCCAACCUGCACUUCCUUAGCACCUUGCCCCGACCCCAUGCUCUGGGGACAGACAUUGCUAGCGUCACUGAGGCCAGUCGCCUCUUCUCUGGAGUGGCCAAUGCCAGGUAUCCAGACACCAUUGCCUUGACCUUUGAUCCUACUAAUCAGUGGCUGUCUUGUGUGUACAACGAUCAUAGCAUUUAUGUUUGGGAUGUGAGGGACCCCAAGAAAGUGGGCAAGGUGUACUCGGCUCUGUAUCAUUCUUCCUGCGUCUGGAGUGUGGAGGUCUACCCCGAGGUGAAGGACAGUAACCAGGCCUGCCUGCCCCCCAGUUCCUUUAUUACCUGCUCCUCAGACAACACCAUCCGCCUGUGGAACACAGAGAGCUCCGGGGUGCAUGGCUCCACCCUCCACCGAAACAUCCUCAGCAGUGAUCUCAUUAAAAUCAUUUAUGUGGAUGGGAACACCCAGGCCCUGCUGGACACAGAGCUGCCUGGAGGAGACAAAGCUGAUGCAUCCCUGAUGGAUCCCCGCGUGGGCAUCCGCUCGGUGUGUGUCAGCCCCAAUGGACAGCAUCUAGCAUCAGGGGACCGUAUGGGCACACUUAGGGUGCACGAACUUCAGUCCCUGAGUGAGAUGCUGAAGGUGGAGGCCCAUGACUCUGAGAUUCUGUGCCUGGAGUAUUCUAAGCCAGACACAGGUCUGAAACUGCUAGCAUCGGCGAGCCGGGACCGGCUGAUCCACGUGCUGGAUGCCGGACGGGAGUACAGCCUACAGCAGACGCUGGACGAACACUCAUCCUCCAUCACUGCUGUCAAGUUUGCAGCCAGUGAUGGGCAAGUCCGCAUGAUCAGCUGUGGAGCAGACAAGAGCAUCUACUUCCGCACUGCGCAGAAGUCUGGAGAUGGAGUGCAGUUCACACGGACACACCACGUGGUGCGGAAGACGACCCUCUAUGACAUGGAUGUGGAGCCCAGCUGGAAGUACACGGCCAUUGGCUGCCAGGACCGAAACAUUCGGGUAUUUAACAUCAGCAGUGGAAAGCAGAAGAAGCUGUUUAAAGGGUCACAGGGUGAGGACGGCACACUCAUUAAGGUGCAGACAGACCCCUCAGGGAUCUACAUUGCCACCAGCUGUUCUGACAAGAAUCUCUCCAUUUUUGACUUCUCCUCAGGCGAGUGCGUGGCCACCAUGUUUGGCCACUCAGAGAUUGUCACUGGCAUGAAAUUUAGUAAUGACUGCAAACAUCUCAUCUCUGUGUCUGGGGACAGCUGCAUAUUUGUGUGGCGCCUGAGCUCUGAGAUGACCAUCAGCAUGAGGCAGCGUCUGGCCGAGCUGCGCCAGCGUCAGCGGGGCGGCAAGCAGCAAGGACCAUCCUCUCCCCAAAGGGCUUCUGGACCCAACCGGCACCAGGCGCCAUCGAUGCUCUCUCCUGCACCAGCUCUCUCAUCAGACAGUGACAAGGAGGGAGAAGAUGAGGGGACUGAAGAAGAACUUCCAGCACUGCCUGUCCUUGCCAAGAGUACCAAGAAAUCACUGGCCUCGGUCCCCAGCCCAGCCUUGCCCCGAAGCCUGUCCCACUGGGAGAUGAGUCGGGCACAGGAGUCUGUGGGGUUCCUGGACCCAGCUCCUGCAGCCAACCCAGGACCCAGAAGAAGGGGGCGCUGGGUUCAGCCAGGUGUGGAGCUGAGCGUUAGAUCCAUGCUGGAUCUGCGGCAGCUGGAAACGCUGGCCCCAAGCCCGCAGGGCCCUAGCCAGGACUCACUGGCCAUCAUCCCAUCUGGUCCCAGGAAGCAUGGGCAGCAGGCCCUUGAGACUUCACUCACUAGCCAGAAUGAAAAGCCCCCUCGGCCUCAGGCUUCCCAACCUUGUUCCUAUCCCCAUAUUAUCCGAUUAUUGUCACAAGAGGAAGGGGUCUUUGCCCAAGAUCUGGAACCUGCACCCGUUGAAGAUGGUAUUGUCUACCCGGAGCCGAGUGACAGCCCCACCAUGGAUACCAGUGAGUUCCAGGUGCAGGCUCCAGCCCGGGGAACUCUGGGAAGAGUGUACCCAGGCAGCAGGAGCUCAGAAAAGCACAGCCCUGACAGUGCCUGCUCUGUGGAUUACAGCAGCAGCUGCCUUUCCAGCCCCGAGCACCCCACUGAAGACUCUGAGAGCACGGAGCCCCUCAGUGUGGAUGGCAUCUCCUCAGACCUUGAAGAGCCAGCUGAGGGCGAGGAAGAAGAGGAGGAAGAGGAGGGAGGCACGGGCCCCUAUGGGCUACAGGAGGGCAGCCCCCGGACUCCAGACCAGGAGCAGUUCCUAAAACAGCACUUUGAGACUCUGGCCAAUGGAGCUGCUCCAGGGGCCCCAGUGCAGGUGCCAGAGAGGUCAGAGUCUCGGAGUAUCUCUUCACGAUUCCUGUUGCAAGUACAGACCCGCCCACUCAGGGAACCAUCCCCGCCCUCCUCAAGCCUGGCACUGAUGUCGAGACCAGCCCAGGUGCUACAGGCAUCUGGUGAGCAGCCGAGAGGCAAUGGUGCCAAUCCACCUGGAGCACCCCCGGAGGUGGAACCGUCCUCUGGCAACCCUAGCCCCCAGCAGGCAGCCUCUGUGCUGUUGUCACGAUGCCGUCUCAACCCUGACAGCAGCUGGGCUCCCAAGAGAGUGGCCACAGCCAGCCCCUUAUCUGGACUCCAGAAGGCCCAGUCUGUGCACAGUCUGGUGCCACAGGAAAGAGAUGAGGCCGGUCUGCAGGCCCCUUCACCAGGCCCACUGCUCUCUCGGGAGAUCGAAGCUCAGGAUGGUCUGGGCUCCCUGCCCCCAGCUGAUGGCCGUCCAUCUCGGCCUCACUCUUAUCAGAACCCCACCACCAGUUCCAUGGCCAAGAUAUCCCGCAGUAUCUCUGUUGGGGAGAACCUGGGCCUGGUGGCUGAACCUCAAGCUCAUGCCCCCAUCCGAGUCUCACCACUCAGCAAGCUGGCCCUGCCCAGCCGGGCUCACCUGGUCCUGGACAUCCCCAAACCACUGCCUGACCGUCCUACCCUGGCUGCAUUCUGUCCUGUCACCAAAGGCCGGGCCCCUGGCGAGGCAGAAAAGCCUGGCUUCCCAGUGGGCCUAGGAAAAGCUUACAGUACAACUGAGAGAUGGGCCUGUUUGGGGGAGGACACCACUCCCAAGCCUAGGACAGAGUGCCAGGCUCAUCCUGGGCCCAGCAGCCCCUGUGCCCAGCAACUGCCAGUCAGCAGCCUCCUCCAAGGCCCCGAAAACUUGCAGCCCCCACCCCCUGAGAAGACUCCCAACCCCAUGGAAUGCACCAAGCCAGGGGCAGCCCUGAGCCGGGACUCAGAGCCAGCGGUGAGCCUGGAGCAGUGUGAGCAGCUGGUGGCAGAGCUCCGCGGCAGCGUGUGCCAGGCCGUGCGGCUCUACCACUCGGUGGCUGGCUGCAGGAUGCCGUCAGCAGAGCAAAGUCGGAUCGCCCAGCUCCUCAGAGACACCUUCUCUUCAGUGCGACAGGAGCUGGAAGCUGUGGCUGGGGCAGUGCUGUCCAGCCCAGGCAGCAGCUCUGGAGCCGUGGGAGCCGAGCAGACACAGGCCCUACUGGAGCAAUACUCAGAACUGUUGCUUCGAGCCGUGGAACGGCGCAUGGAACGCAAACUCUGAGUUCUGGAAGCCUGUCCCAAGUGAAUGAAUGCCCCAGCGAUUCCAAACUGCAGCCCCUCUGCCACUCACCAAAACCUGCGGGGCUGCUUGGAGUGGAAAGCAGGGAGCAGUGUUCAGAGGCAAAGCAGCCUUCCCAGCUGCUCCUCAUGGGGGGCCUGUAUUUAUUAAUUUAUUUCCCUGACUGUUGCCUCACUUCCUUGGAACUCCUGCCUCUACAGCCCCUCGAGUGGCAGGUCUUGGGUCUUUGUCAUCUUGGUGCUGUGAGAGGUAGGAGAGCAGCCUGCCCCAUCUAGGAAUCUGGGAAGGGCUGGCCCUCUCUUAGAAGCCAUUUGAAAUUACUGCAGGGAUCAGCUCCCUGUGGUGGAGCAUACACAGGGUACUCUGGGGUCGAGGUGAGAGGUGAUGUAGUAUUCAGUGCCCGUCAGCCAACUGUGGGCCUUCACCUCUACCUCCACUUCCCCUCUCACACCAGCUGCACUCGCCUGGCUGCCAGAGCAGGGUGGUUUUCCCCAAUACCUGGCAGCUCAGAAAGGCAGAGCCAUCUGGCCCUCCAGGGUGUCCCCAGCCAUCAGGAGACUUGAGUUGGUAUUAGGACCUGAGCCUGCACAUUCCACUCCCAUUCUCCCUCCAAGAGGGGCCCAGCUUUGUAUUUCCCGGUGACCCCUUACUCUCCUGGCCAGAACUUGAGCCAGCUGUGGGAUGUUGCUGCAGGACAGUAAGCCCUCACCUUGGCAAACAUGAAGCUCUGGCCUCCUUUCCUCAGCCCCUUGUUCUUCCCUGUCCUCCAGCCCUGGACCCCAGCCAGCUGCUGGAGCCCAGAGGCCACCUUCUCCCUGCAUCCUGAGUGAUGCUCAGUCAGAAGCCUGUGUUGGAACAUCCCUCGUUUACAGGGCGCUGGCCCACCUCCUGAGGACCUUGGCCACAGAUGAGAUCACAUGCAUGCAUGCGCACACAUGUACACACACACACACACACACCUACCUGCACAGCAUGCCGUUGAGUGUUGCUUGCUAGAGUAUCCGGCUGGCUGCUGUGUGCCUGGUUUCCUCACAUCCUGCCUCAGCUUCACCACCCUGGCUUAUGUGGAACACAUAUCAGGGAGCAGAAAAGGGCUGCAGUACACUAAGUGAACCCAGAUUCUGGAUUCUUGGUGUCCGCAGCCUAGCUGAUACGAGAUGGCCCAUAGGACACCUGGUUUAGGUAGAAGGAGCCUCCUCAAAGGCAGUGCUGGGCACCCAUGGGUGUGCUGAAUACUGGAGCUUGAGAGGAGGGAGGUGCCGGGGCCAAAGGAGACACUAGAAAAGUGGUAGAUGGGACAGGUAAGUGGCAGAGGUGAGGGGGUAGGUUAGAAUGUAAAAGGGCAGUAAUUAGGGUUGAGGGGAAGGAGAUAGGGGACCCUAGGAGGUAGAGUGAGACCAAGUCGUGAGGCAGUUGAAGAGUUGAGCAAAGGUUUCUCUGGGCCCUACUGCUCCCCUCUGCUCCAGGUAAGUCAGAGCAGCUUUACCACAGCUUCAGGCCACGAGAGCCCCUUCACCCGCCCUGCUGUGCCAUAGGCAGAGGCUUAUAAAGAAAUGGGUUCCGGGCCAGGUGUGGUGGCUCACGCCUGUAAUCCCAGCACUUUGGGAGGCCGAGGCGAGUGGAUCACGAGGUCAAGUAAUCGAGACCAGCCUGGCCAACCUGGCGAAACCCUGUCUCUAGUAAAAAUACAAAAAUUAGCUGGGCGUGGUGGUGGGCGCCUGUAAUUCCAGCUACUCGGGAGGCUUAGGCAGGAGAAUCGCUUGAACCCUGGAGGUGGAGGUUGCAGUGAGCUGAGGUCGCGCCAUUGCACUCCAACCUGGGUGACAAAGCUAGACGCCAUCUCAAAAAAAGAAAAAGGGUUCUGAAGGGUGCCCAGCUCCAGGGCAUCAGCCUGAGUGCGCUUGAGCUGCUCCAAACCGCUCCUCUAGCAUCGCCACCCGCAUGGCCCCGGAACUCCCGCAGCGGGGGGCGGGCCCGUGCCCGCUGCGCCCCGACUUCCCACACCAGCCGCGCCCACCGCAGGUGGGACUCAGGUUCGCCCUCUGGGCCAGGUCUUUCACGAGGAGGGAGCUACCCUUCGCCAGAAGUUUGUGAGAACGUGGCCGCCCUUUUCCUGCCCUUUGCCCCAUGUGGGUGGGGGGGCCCUCGUGACCCGGCCGGCGCCCCGUCCCCUUCUGCAUGUCUGAGGCCACCGGCAACCGCCGCCCCACUCCAGAUUUGCCCCCGCCCAGUUUUGAAAGCCUCUUAUUUAUAACUUUUCUACUUUGUGCAGGUCGCGGCGCUUCCCGCCUCCUCCUUGGCUGCAUGGGGCGGGGGGCUGUUUUUAACGUGCCCGUUUGUACUGAUGUAUGAACUUGUCAAUAAACACAAUUGUUUGUUAA